Messenger RNA from Aethalodelphis obliquidens (Pacific white-sided dolphin), 7540 nucleotides. RefSeq names its product SEC31 homolog A, COPII component (gene SEC31A). Gene Ontology annotation, cellular component: COPII vesicle coat; endoplasmic reticulum exit site. The transcript is spliced from 31 exons. Gene Ontology annotation, biological process: COPII-coated vesicle cargo loading; endoplasmic reticulum to Golgi vesicle-mediated transport; endoplasmic reticulum organization. The record is from RefSeq and is a predicted model, not a curated record. Gene Ontology annotation, molecular function: protein binding; structural molecule activity. The coding region runs from base 3333 to 7130 and encodes 1265 amino acids. NCBI's taxonomy places the organism in Eukaryota, Metazoa, Chordata, Mammalia, Artiodactyla, Delphinidae.
GUCCGUGCUCUCUGGUUAAAUCCAGUGCCAUCGCGCUUCUUGUGAGUCCCAGCGAGAGAAUGCGAAGGGGAGAGGCAGGACCAAAGUUGAGGCGAAUCCAGUGGCAUGCCGAUGGGUCUCCAGGUAUGUGACCUCAGAGGAGCUUGAAUGAGAAUGUAAUACCAAGAUAAGUCGACUUUCAAUUCAACUGACUCUUUCCUGCAAGAUCCUUUGCCGCAAUGGGGGAAUUAAGAAGGGAAUAAGGUAAGAAGGUCCUCAGGGUUUGGGGGUAAGCGCACGGUCUAGUUUGGACUCAUCAAUAGCAGUGCUAGGAGGGGCAGGAGAGAGGGCCAAUGAAAUGGUUUUGGUUGGGGUGUGGGGCAUCCUGGAUAGCUUUCAGGGUGAGAAGAUCUUAGAACUAUGUCUUCGUUAAGCUCUUUAUGUUUACAGUAUAAGAUUUAAGUUUUCAUAGAGGAAACAAAAUGGGGCCAAGGUAGGACAUAGUUUUUAUUUUGUAUCUUUGAAGAGGUCCUUAGUAUAUAUUAUGUGGCAUCUUUCCUGCUUAACUGUAGAGGCCUAUUUUAGGAAACAGAAAUGUUCCUAACUUUUUUGUUUCUAUCUCCAGCUGGCAAGAAUGAGUCAGACAUUUCCAAGCAAGAUUGUUUUUUUUUCCCUUUUUGUUUACUUUAUCCAGACUCUAGCCAAAAAGAUUCAUCUCGAGGAAUUAUAUUCUUGGAGAUGUUGGGAAAAGAUUCCUGGGUCUUGGAAGAUAAUUACUAGAAAUAUGCAGGGGAGGUAGUAUAUCUUUCUUUUUUUAAUGUAUUAAGUAUUCCUGGAACAAAAGCAGUGAAUUGGAAGGGGAGGAUUGUCCAAGUAAAAAAUGGAUUUAUAAAGCCUUGAGUGAAAUCUAAUUUUCUGUUUUAUGGUAUAGAAUCUCAUUAAUUGGUUACUUGGGGGAAAAAAUAGUAACAGCUAAUGCUUAUUGAGUGGUUACAUGUAAGACAUUGUACUAAGUGUAUUAUACAUACAGUUUUUUGUUUUUGUUUUAAACACUUAUUUCUCUCAACAACCCUAUGAAAGUAAAUAGACUUUUUGCCUUCUAGGAUUGGUAUCAUUCUUAUUGAAUACCUACCUUUUUGUCAGAUUUUUAGCUAGUUUUACAUUUAUUUGUCAUCUUGAUAUAAUAAAAUGUAUUUCUAGUGACUGACAUAUUCUUGCUGAAUUUUUCAUCCUUUUAAUUCUCUGGGGUUUUUUCUGCUUCAGAAAGCCUUGGGGUCUUGAAAUUAUUGGUGAUUAAAUAUAAAGACAGUUCUGAACCUGGUCCUUUCCCAAGAAUUUUAGACCUUUAGAGCUAAUUUAUAAGUUGUGCGUUUUAGUUUUUGGAUAUGGAUUGUGACCUUCUGUGUUAGUUGUUUAUUGCUGUGUAACAAAUUACUCAAUAUUUGGCAGUUUAAAACAACAAACACUUACGGAACAUUGGGGAGAGGAGGUAGAAGAGAGACAGCAGCUUCCAAACUGUCUCAUUUGGCAAGCCUGUGUUCCCUGAUGGCUGUUGGCUAAGGGCUUCAGUUCUUCUUCAUCAUGUGAACCUCUCCAUGGGCUGCCUGAGUGUCUUUACCGCAUGAUAGCUGGCUUUCGGACACUCGUCCAAGAGAGAAAAGCCAAGAUAGAAGGUUGUCUUUCAAUAGUCUUGAAAGUGACAAAACACCAACAGGACCCUAUCCUGUUGGUCCUGGUAUGGUAUAGAUGGGCACUAUACAAAGGUGUGACUGCUAAGAGGUGUAGGAUCAUUGGAGACCAUCUUGGAGGUUGACUGCCACACUUUAGUUAAAUACUUUUUUUAAAAAACUGUUUCAGUUUAUUAAAUCAAGAGAUUUAAUCUUUGACCCUCAAGUCAGAUGAAGUAUGAGAGCAUAUGAUCCAAAUGAGUGCUCUCUUUGCUAUGGUGCAUGGUUUCUUUCUCGCCUAUGUAUAUAUAAACUACUUAAGUGGUGCUACAUUCAUUUUGGAAAAUUUCUAAGGAGUUUAUAAGAAAGUUCAGGGCUACCCUGAUGGUGCAGUGGUUGUGAGUCCGCCUGCCGAUGCAGGGGACACGGGUUCAUGCCCCGGUCCGGGAAGAUCCCACAUGCCGCAGAGCGGCUAGGCCUGUGAGCCAUGGCCUCUGAGCCUGCGUGUCCGGAGCCAAAGAAGAAAAGAAAGUUCAGUUUAUAGUCAGAAUCUUCUGCCUUCAUUAAAUAUUGUUUUUCUCGGACCCAUUUCCCCUCUCCCAAUUCCUCCUAGGUGGAGGCGGUUAGAGAAGCUGGUGGCACUAGACUAUAGAUAGAAAUUGUGUGUCCCCUUCCUCUAUUAUUUUGCUUGGGGUUCAGAUUGACUUGGAGGAGUUGACAAACCCUUAAUGUUUAGAGUUUUUCAAGGAAUGUAGUCCAGUUACUUAUAGGCAGUUACACAAAUAUUUGACAUAGGAUGGAGUAAAGAUAGAAAUAUGCAGCAGCAGACUUAGAGCAGUUUGCCCUUUUCCCCAAAAGCUUGAUUUUUAUCCAAUAGGGUGAGUAUACUUUCUUUUCUUUCUGCUACUUUCUCCCCCACCAUGGGCUCUGUCCCUCUUAGUGAGCAAAACAGACUUUGUCAAGAAGUCAGAAUGUUCCAAAUUGGCAGAAUUCUAAUUAGUUCCUGAGAUUUGUAAUCUUUUGAGUCUUUUCCCAUUAUUACUGCUUAAAAGUUCUUUGUUAACAGAGACGACUUUCCCCCUUUUCCUUUAAAGCUUUAGUGCUUCUGAUCAUUGGAAACCUUGUCUGAUAACAAAAACAUUACAUAUAAAGCAAGGCAUAACCAGUUUGGGAAUGUAUUAAGGUAUAGUUACCCUUCCCAUAUCAGGCUUGAUCUUGAGAAGACGACACCUCCAAGUUAGCAUAAGGUAACCUGUGCAAAGUAGGUUGAUAUGCUUGAAAUUAUCUUUGUUAUGGGUUUUUUCCAAUCAUAGUAAAAUUGGAGGUCUUAUCUGUUAUAUGUGAGAGAAUUUAAAACUAUAGAAAUGUGCAUUUAUUACGUAUUUUUUAAAAGGAGCUAAGCAAUAAAAACUUUAAGGCUAGAGCUUAAGUUGAAAAUAAGAAGAAAGUAUAAAUGUCCAAUGAUUAAACUUUUCCACUGCUGUUCACAUCAUGAUUUGUUGUGAUUAAUGUAUGUGGAUGAGGACAUAAUGAAAAAAAAUCAUGAGGCUUAUAGAUAAAAUGUGGUUUUUGUACAUUGACUUGCCUGUAAAUGUUUUUCAUUUUAGGAAUAAAAUUGAAGGGUGUUUUUCUUAGAGAACACCAUUUGUCCUAUUUAUCAGGAAUUCGAAGACUUCUAUAAGCAGGAUGAAGUUAAAGGAAAUAGAUCGUACAGCCAUGCAGGCAUGGAGCCCUGCCCAGAAUCAUCCCAUUUACCUAGCUACAGGAACAUCUGCUCAACAAUUGGAUGCAACAUUUAGUACCAGUGCUUCUCUUGAGAUAUUUGAAUUAGACCUUUCUGAUCCAUCCUUGGAUAUGAAAUCUUGUGCCACUUUCUCUUCUUCUCACAGGUACCACAAGUUGAUUUGGGGGCCUCAUAAGAUGGAUUUCAAAGGAGAUGUCUCUGGAGUUCUGAUUGCAGGUGGUGAAAAUGGAAAUAUUAUUCUUUAUGAUCCUUCUAAAAUUAUAGCUGGUGAUAAGGAAGUUGUGAUUGCCCAGAAUGACAAACAUACUGGCCCAGUGAGAGCCUUGGAUGUGAACAUUUUCCAGACUAAUCUGGUGGCCUCUGGUGCUAAUGAAUCUGAAAUCUACAUUUGGGAUUUAAACAAUUUUGCAACUCCAAUGACACCAGGAGCCAAAACGCAGCCCCCAGAAGAUAUCAGCUGCAUUGCAUGGAACAGACAAGUUCAGCAUAUUUUGGCAUCAGCCAAUCCCAGUGGCCGGGCCACUGUGUGGGAUCUUAGAAAAAAUGAACCCAUCAUCAAAGUCAGUGAUCAUAGUAACAGGAUGCAUUGCUCUGGGUUGGCGUGGCAUCCUGAUGUUGCUACUCAGAUGGUCCUUGCCUCUGAGGAUGACAGGUUACCAGUGAUCCAGAUGUGGGAUCUUCGCUUUGCCUCCUCUCCACUCCGUGUCCUGGAAAACCAUGCCAGGGGGAUUUUGGCAAUUGCUUGGAGCAUGGCGGAUCCUGAAUUGUUGCUGAGCUGUGGAAAAGAUGCUAAGAUUCUCUGUUCCAACCCAAACACAGGAGAGGUGUUAUAUGAACUUCCCACCAACACACAGUGGUGCUUUGAUAUUCAGUGGUGUCCCAGAAAUCCUGCUGUCUUAUCAGCUGCUUCCUUCGAUGGGCGUAUCAGUGUUUAUUCUAUCAUGGGAGGGAGUGCAGAUGGUUUAAGGCAGAAACAAGUUGACAAGCUUUCAUCGUCUUUUGGGAAUCUUGAUCCGUUUGGCACAGGACAGCCCCUUCCUCCGUUACAAAUUCCUCAGCAGACUGCUCAGCAUCGUAUAGUGUUGCCUCUGAAGAAGCCACCCAAGUGGGUCCGAAGACCUGUUGGGGCUUCCUUUUCAUUUGGAGGCAAACUGGUUACCUUUGCGAGUGUCAGAACACAGCCUCAGCAGGGAGCUGAGCAGCAGCUGCAGCAGCACCACGUGCGCAUCAGUCAGGUCGUAACAGAAGAGGAAUUCCUUAGCCGGUCAGCCCAACUUCAGCAGGUCGUGCAGUCACAAGGAUUUGUCAGUUAUUGUCAGAAGAAGAUUGAUGCUUCUCAGACUGAGUUUGAGAAAAAUGUGUGGUCCUUUUUGAAGGUAAACUUUGAGGAUGAUUCUCGUGGAAAAUACCUUGAACUUCUAGGAUAUAGAAAAGAAGACCUAGGAAAGAAGAUUGCUUCGGCCUUGAACAAAGUGGAUGGACCUGAUGUGGCUCUUAAAGACUCUGACCAAGUAGCACAGAGUGAUGGGGAGGAGAGCCCUGCUGCUGAAGAGCAGCUCUUGGGAGAGCGCAUUAAAGAGGAAAAACAAGAAUCUGAAUUUCUACCAUCAGCUGGAGGAACAUUUAACAUCUCCAUCAGUGGGGAUAUUGAUGGUUUAAUUACUCAGGCUUUGCUGACGGGUAACUUUGAGAGUGCUGUUGACCUUUGUUUACAUGAUAACCGCAUGGCUGAUGCCAUUAUAUUGGCCAUAGCAGGUGGACAAGAACUCUUGGCUCGAACCCAGAAAAAGUACUUUGCAAAAUCCCAAAGCAAAAUUACCAGGCUAAUUACUGCAGUAGUGAUGAAGAACUGGAAAGAGAUUGUCGAGUCUUGUGAUCUUAAAAAUUGGAGAGAGGCUUUAGCUGCAGUAUUGACUUAUGCUAAACCAGAUGAAUUUUCUGCCCUUUGUGAUCUUUUGGGAACCAGGCUUGAAAGUGAAGGUGAUAGCCUCCUGCAGACUCAGGCAUGUCUCUGCUAUAUUUGUGCAGGGAAUGUAGAGAAACUAGUUGCAUGUUGGACUAAAGCUCAAGAUGGAAGCAAUCCUUUGUCCCUUCAGGAUCUGAUUGAGAAAGUUGUCAUCCUGCGAAAAGCUGUACAACUCACCCAAGCCAUGGACACUAAUACUGUAGGAGUUCUUUUGGCUGAGAAGAUGAGUCAGUAUGCCAAUUUGUUGGCAGCCCAGGGCAGUAUUGCUGCAGCCCUGGCUUUUCUUCCUGAUAACACCAACCAGCCAAAUAUUGUGCAGCUUCGUGACAGACUUUGUAGAGCACAAGGAAAUCCAGCAGGACAACAGGAGUCACCUAAAAUUCCUUAUGAGAGGCAGCAGCUGCCCAAGGGCAGACCUGGACCAGUUGCUGGCCACACACAGAUGCCAAGAGUUCCAGCUCAACAAUAUUAUCCCCAUGUUAGAAUUGCCCCCACUGUCACUACCUGGAGUAACAAAACUCCUACCGCCCUUCCCAGCCAUCCACCUGCAGCCUCUCCCUCUGAUACACAGGGAGAAAAUCCUCCACCUCCAGGCUUCAUAAUGCAUGGGAAUGUUAAUCCAAAUGUUGCCACAGCUCAGCUUCCCACAUCUCCCGGUCAUAUGCACACCCAGGUACCACCUUAUCCACAGCCACAGCCUUAUCAACCAGCCCAGCAGUAUUCCUUCGGAACAGGGGGGUCAGCAGUGUAUCGACCUCAGCAACCUGUUGCUCCUUCUGCUUCAAACGCUUACCCUAACACCCCGUACAUAUCUUCUGCUUCUUCCUAUUCUGGGCAGUCUCAACUAUACACAGCACAGCACCAGGCCUCUCCACCUACCUCCAGCUCCACUGCCUCUUUCCCUCCUCCUCCUUCCUCUGGAGCAUCCUUCCAGCAUGGCGGACCAGGAGCUCCACCGUCAUCUUCAGCUUAUGCGCUGGCUCCUGGAGCAACAGGUACACUGCCUGCUGCCGGCGAGCUGCCUGCAUCCCAGAGAACAGAAAAUCAGUCUAUGCAAGACCAGGCAUCUAUGUUGGAAGGUUCUCAGAAUGGUUGGAAUGAUCCUCCAGCUUUGAACAGAGUACCCAAGAAGAAGAAGAUGCCUGAGAACUUUACACCUCCUGUUCCCAUCACAUCACCAAUCAUGAACCCCUUGGGUGACCACCAGUCACAGAUGCUGCAGCAACAACCUUCAGCUCCAGUACCACUAUCAAGCCAAGCUUCAUUCCCACAGCCACACCUUCCAGGUGGCCAGCCCUUCCAUGGCAUACAGCAACCCCUCAGUCAACCAGGCAUGCCUCCGCCUUUUUCAAAGCCCAAUAUUGAAGGUGCCCCUGGAGCUCCUAUUGGAAAUACCAUGCAGCAUGUGCAGUCUUUGCCAACAGAAAAAAUUACCAAGAAACCUAUUCCAGAUGAACACCUCAUUCUAAAGACCACAUUUGAGGAUCUUAUUCAGCGCUGCCUCUCUUCAGCCACAGAUCCUCAAACCAAGAGGAAGCUAGAUGAUGCCAGCAAACGUUUGGAGUUUCUGUAUGAUAAACUUAGGGAACAGACACUUUCACCAACAAUCAUCAAUGGUUUACACAACAUCGCAAGGAGCAUUGAGACUCGAAACUACUCAGAAGGAUUGACCAUCCAUACCCACAUAGUUAGCACCAGCAACUUCAGUGAGACCUCUGCUUUUAUGCCAGUUCUCAAAGUUGUUCUCACCCAGGCCAAUAAGCUGGGUGUCUAAAGGAUGGCUUCACUCUCAGCCACUAUUGCCAUUUUUCCAAAGAAACAUGUUUUAAAAAAUGAUAAGAUGUGGACCAGUCCUCAUUAGCAUGUUUCCAUAGCAGCCAGUCAAGAACAUUUACAUUGUUUCUGCAGAUAUACUCACCUUAGACCUGCUCAAAGCCCUGGUGCUUUCUUUUGUUUUAAUCUUUUAUUGCCUGUGAUGAUUUUCCUAUUCUGCAAAUAAUGUAUUUCCUGGAUUACACAUAGUAUGCUUUCCUGAAGUAUUCUGAUAAAAUAUGGUUUUUGAAACCUCAGGUUUACUUUUUGGAAAAGGAGCCUUUGGUUAUGUGUAAAGCAGAGCUGAAACUAAAUUUCUUUCACGUCCUCCCUACUUCCUCCAUGUCAAUCAGAUUAAAGUGUGUAAUCUUA